Knipowitschia caucasica is the source of this 426-nucleotide messenger RNA. NCBI's taxonomy places the organism in Eukaryota, Metazoa, Chordata, Actinopteri, Gobiiformes, Gobiidae. The record is from the annotation of a GenBank genome assembly.
AUGGGUUAUUGUUUUUUCCCGUGUCCAGGGAAGAUGAACUUGCCGAGGCCGGUGGCUGUGCUGCGCCUGCCUAGAGGACCAGACUCUCACAGCCGAGGAUUCGACCCCCAAUCCCCGCGUUUCAUUGCCUUGUGCCGGCCGUCCAUCCCCUGCUCCCUGGCCUCGGAGGUGGACGCUGAUGGCCUGCAGCAGGAGCAGCAGGAGCGCUCCCUGCUGCGAGAGCGCUUCCUCCGCUGUUUGCUGACUAUGGCCAACAGGAAGGUGCGCUUCAACAUGUAUGAACACGUGAAGGUGGACGCCACGUUUGGAGCGUCAGAUAUUGACGUUCUCAACUUCCAGGUGUCAGACCUGCACACCCCUAUUGGCGUUCAAAAGGAGGCUCUGAUCCGCGCUCAAGAUGUUAUUUCACUCACUUUUGACUUAUGA